GAGGGAGCAGGUACAUCAGCCGGAAUAGGAUCAGAGCCAGGGACUGGCCUCAGAGAAGGGUCAGUGCAGGGAAGGAGGAACCCCAAUAUUUACUGAGGGCCCAGUAGGUACUAGGGGGUGGCUUUUCUCAUAUAUUACAGUGGCCCUGCAAGGUGUUACUUUCUCACAUUACAGAUGAGGAACUGAGGCUCAGAGAGGUAGGUAAACUCAUCCAUAGUCACACAGCUAGUAGAUUGCAUGAAAGCCCAUGCUCCCUUUGGGGAGGUGUCUGUAGUAAGUGGAAAGGAUUGAAAGGGAGUGCUGAAAAUCGGGGGCUCGGGAAGUCCUAUGAAGGCAAGCUCUCUAGUGGUUCUUUUUUGUUUUUCUUUGUUUCAAGGCAACCCUGGUUAAAAAUAUCUAAGAGCAUAUCUCAGCAGAACUCCAGCUGCCGCCUGGUUGCUUCACAAUACCUCAUGGCUCGAGGCUGUCCCAAGCUCUUCCCCUUCCCCCCAUCCCUUCUUCUUCCCAUCAGGUCACCCCAUUCCUCCCAGACCGUACUGUCCUCUGAAUCCUCCUCAUGGCCCUCACAGGAGGCCUACUGAAUGACCUGUGGAUCCACGUGUAUGGCAUGAGCCAAGCUGACCCACUCUGGUGCCCUCAGGGUCCUCAUCCACUAAGGGAUGGGGCUAGCCUUCUAGAAUUUCACUAUGACAGCACUAUGGGUCUUUGGGGCCCUGAAGAUCCAUUUGUAAGUUUUGGACUCUCAGCUUCCUUCUGGAGACGCCACAGUGCAAAAUCAUUGCUCCGUGAUUGGAGACAGGGAUGCACAUGAAAAGAAACUCCAGCUCUCAUUCUCAAAGAUAUGUGUCCUUACCAUUUCAAACUCCCGCAUCAUCACCUCUAAACUGGGGAACAGCAGUGGCACCCCCUCUGUGGCGGGGGGGGGGGCAGGGGGAGUUGUCUAGCACUAAGUCCAAUGUGAAGACCGUGGGCAGGAUUGGUUUGGAGCAGUGUGGUGAGGUCUCCCUCCGUCUGUGCUCUGCAGCCAGUGGACUUUUCCUUCAUGACAGUUAGUGCCAAACCCACUGCCUUUCCUGGCAAAGUACACAGAAACCAUCUUCCUUGACUCAUGCAAGAAGCCAGGAUGGAAACCUCAGCCCCCACAAAGGACUAUGACAUGACAACAGAAUAUGACUAUGAGGGCAUAACCCCAUGCCAGAAGGGAGAGGUGAGGGCCUUUGGAGCUCAGCUGCUGCCCCCCUUGUACUCGCUGGUGUUCAUCAUUGGCCUGGUGGGCAACAUCCUGGUGCUCCUGGUCCUCAUGCAGUACAAGAGGCUCAAGAGCAUGACCAGCAUCUACCUCCUCAAUCUGGCCAUUUCAGACCUGCUCUUCCUCUUCACGCUGCCCUUCUGGAUCGACUACAAGCUAAAGGAUGACUGGAUUUUCAGUGAUGGCACCUGUAAGUUGCUCUCGGGGCUUUAUUACACAGGCUUGUAUAGCGAGAUCUUUUUCAUCAUCCUGCUGACCUUCGACAGGUACCUGGCCAUCGUCCACGCCGUGUUUGCCCUGAGGGCUCGGACUGUCAUCUUUGGGAUCAUCACCAGCAUUGGCGCCUGGGGCCUGGCCAUCUUGGCCUCCAUCCCAGGCUUCUACUAUUCCAAGAUCCAGCGGGAGUUCUCCCAUAGCACCUGCAGCCUCCACUUCCCUCACGGAAGCCUCAAAGCCUGGAAACAGUUCCAGGCUCUGAAACUGAACAUGUUGGGGCUGGUUCUGCCUCUGUUGGUCAUGAUCAUCUGCUACACAGAGAUCAUACAGAUUCUGCUCAAACGACCCAACGAGAAGAAAGCCAAAGCCGUCCGUCUGAUCUUUGUCAUCAUGAUCGUCUUCUUUCUCUUCUGGACCCCCUACAACCUGGCAGUGCUGGUCUCUGCUUUCCAAGACAGCCUCUUCACCGAUGAGUGCAGGCAGAGCAAACAGCUGGACCUGGCCUUGCAGGUGACGGAGGUGAUCGCCUACACGCACUGCUGCGCCAACCCCGUCAUCUACGCCUUCGUCGGGGAGAGGUUCCGCAGGUACCUGCGCCAGCUGUUCAGCCGGCUGCUGUCCGCGCGCCUGCUUAAAUGGCUCCCCUUCCUCUCCACUGAUAGGCUCGAGAGGGCCAGCUCCGUGUCCCCCUCCACCGCGGAGCAUGAACUCUCCGCUGGGUUCUGACUCGGGUCCCUGGAGGCCGGUCCGGGACCCAGCAAGGGCGACCUACCCGGCACGCUGACCCAAGCCGAGGCACGUUGGGACACCUGGCGCAGCACAGAAUUGCAGACGCGUGGGGGUGAGGAAGUUUAAUGGCGGUCUAGACUGAAUAAUUUCCGGGGCGACUGAGUCCUCUCCAAGAACUCCCCCGUGGUAGAAAGGAGGUGAAGGAGCGGAAUGGGACAUUCCAGAAGACCGGGACGGAGGGUGUCAGGGAAGAGCUUGGGCCCAAAGGGGAGUUCAGACUUGUGAGCAUCACCAUUUGUAAAUAGAGCCACUGAGCAUCCCGGGGCCCCUGCCCCUGCCCCCACCACCAGUACACUUGGAAGUAGUGAUUUCCUGCUGACUGGAUUCUGAUCGGGGAGCCAAUCAGGAGCCAGCAGCCUCCUCCCCAACCUCACCUACCCCCACCCCACGGCAGGGUUUAGGCUCUUGGAAACCCCGAGGAACCGAGAACUCUAUGAUGGAACGACUCGAGCCCUAGAGGGAAAUGGGAUUGGGGAACUGCCCUCGGCAGUGGAAGGGAGAAAGCCCUUGGGGAGAAUUUUUAUAUUUGCAAAAAUCAAAACAAUUCAGGCAGUGGGCUAGACACAGAUCGCCCGCAUAAUACGUCUGACUUCUUGAAAUAGCCACAGAGGGGAGGGAGUCUUUAUUUCCAUCUACCAGUUUCUUCUUUCUGAGUAUUUUCCAGAAUCUCCCUUCCUUGUAAGUUGGAUGAGGCGGGAGUACAUUCUGAUGGCUUUAUUGCAGAAAUUAAUAUCAGGCAAAAGGAGACAGGGUCAGUUUCCCUGCUCUGCUUCCCCACUGAAGCCUUCUGGUUUUACGGAUCAGAGUUCUGGCUGUUACGUUGGACCCAUCCGCAGGAAAAAUGACCUGGUGUGCAAGCUGACAGUGUCUGAGGCUGAGAGGGAGGGGGGCGGUGAGGUGGGAACUCACCCACCUUGAUGUGGAAGGUUGAGAGGACCCUUAAGUAAAAGAAACAUAUUUCCCCUAAAUGUCCUUAACACUUAAUCUCUCACCAGGGACCUCCUGGUCAUCACGUCUUUCUUCCCUUUUCCCUAGGAUGUGUAUUUCUUUAAAAUCAUUUUCCCAGUAACAAAAACACAGCUUAAAAACUCAAAGGGAAAAAGAGAACACCCAAAGCACCCAAUUCUCACUACCCAAAGACAACGACUGUGCGCUCUUCUAUGUAUUCUCUUUUAGUUUCGUGUCUGUUUUCUCCUGUGGGUAUUUACAACGAUGACAAAGACGGACUUCGACUGUACUCUUGUAGUUUUUGUUUUUGAGUAGAAGUAUGUUGGGGGUCUCUUUCCCAGGUGAAUAAAUCAUAUUAAAGCACUGUUUCUGAAGGC
This is a messenger RNA of Callorhinus ursinus (northern fur seal), 3579 nucleotides long. NCBI's taxonomy places the organism in Eukaryota, Metazoa, Chordata, Mammalia, Carnivora, Otariidae. The record is from RefSeq and is a predicted model, not a curated record.